Molecule: messenger RNA, 1607 nt
Organism: Phyllostomus hastatus (greater spear-nosed bat)
Lineage: Eukaryota; Metazoa; Chordata; Mammalia; Chiroptera; Phyllostomidae
Gene: ANGPTL6
Product: angiopoietin like 6
Exons: 6
Coding region: 199-1599 (466 amino acids)
Source: RefSeq, a predicted model, not a curated record
CACAGCUCUAGUCUCAGGCUCCAGGGAUUCAGCGGAGUGUGGGGUUACCAAGUCUCCUCCCUCCUGCUCUUCCACCAGCUCUUCCCUUCCUCAGCUCAGAGGCCCCUGCUGGACUAGACCCUUGGCUUUUCCUCUGACUUCUGUACCUGCUACAGGCCUCCUCACUGGAUUCAGCAUCUUGGUGGUGAGAGGUCCGCCAUGUGGGUACCAGACCUACACACGCUGCAGCUGCUGCUCCUGCUGGGCGUUUCAUGGGCGCGGGCGGCCCCCUCGCGCUGCACCUACACCUUCGUGCUACCCCAGCAGAAGUUCACAGGCGCAGUGUGUUGGAGCGGACCGACUGCGCCGCGCCCAGCCCCGGACGCCCUGAACGCCAGCGAGGUUGCCGCGCUGCGCGUGCGUGUAGGCCGGCACGAGGAGCUGCUGCAGGAACUCCAGCGUUUGGCGGCGGCUGACGGCGCAGUGGCUGGCGAGGUGCGCGCGCUGCGCAAGGAGAGCCGCAGCCUAAGCACGCGCCUAGGCCAGCUGCAGACGCAGCUGCAACACGAGGCGGGCCCGGGGGCGGGGCCAGGCCCAAGGGCGGAGCCCGCGGCUGCGCUGGAACAGCUCGGGGAGCGCGUGCUCAAUGCUUCCGCGGAGGCACAGCGUGCAGCCAUUCGCUUUCAUCAGCUGGAUGUCAAGUUCCGAGAGCUGGCACAGCUAGUUAGCCGUCAGAGUAGCCUUAUUGCCCGUCUGGAGCGCCUGUGUCCGGGUGGCGCGGGCGGGCAACAGCAGGUCCUGCCACCGCCCCUGGUGCCUGUGGUUCCAGUCAGUCUGGUGGGUAGCACCAAUGACACCAGCAGCUUAGACCCAGCCCCAGAGUCCCAGAGAGACCAGACCCUGAGGCAGCAGGGUCCCUUGGCCUCUCCCAUGCCUGCAGGGCACCCUGCUCUCCCUACCAAGCAAAUGGGCCCAUGGCAAGAUUGUGCAGAGGCGCACCAGGCAGGCCAUAGGCAGAGUGGAGUGUAUGAGCUGCGACUGGGCCGUUAUAUGGUGUCAGCCUGGUGUGAGCAACAGCUGGAGGGUGGAGGCUGGACUGUGAUUCAGAGGCGGCAAGAUGGCUCAGUCAACUUCUUCACUACCUGGCAGCACUACAAGGUGGGCUUUGGGCAGCCUGAUGGGGAAUACUGGCUAGGCCUUGAACCGGUGUAUCAGCUGACCAGCCAUGGGGACCAUGAGCUACUGGUGCUCCUGGAGGACUGGGGGGGGCGUGGUGCCCGUGCCCACUAUGAUGGUUUCUCUCUGGAGCCUGAGAGGGACCACUACCGCCUACGGCUUGGCCAGUAUCAUGGAGAUGCUGGAGACUCUCUUUCCUGGCAUAGUGAUAAGCCUUUCAGCACCGUGGAUAGGGACCGAGACUCCUAUUCUGGUAACUGUGCCCUGUACCAUCGGGGAGGCUGGUGGUACCAUGCCUGUGCCCACUCCAACCUCAAUGGUGUGUGGCACCGUGGUGGCCACUACCGCAACCGCUACCAGGAUGGGGUCUAUUGGACUGAGUUUCGUGGAGGGGCUUACUCUCUCAAGAAGGCUGCCAUGCUGAUCCGGCCUCUGAGGCUGUGAUCAUCUGU